AUGGCCGCGGGCAACGCUUUCACCACUUAUGGAACGGUCCCUCUACCUGGCGCCCACGAUUCAAAAGCCGAACCAUUGCGCCGUCACCAAGAAGAAAUCUGUGACCAGUCAAGGGUGCGACAUUGGUUGGAGGCCGACACAAGCCAUGUGAAGGAUCUCGGUGACAUGCCCAUCCGAAACAUGCCCACCCAAGGGAAUGUCAUGGGAGAAAGUAUUCAAUAUUGGCCCCAGGAAUUCUCCUCACUCAAUUCCCAAGAGAAUAUUAGCCUGCAACCUUCUCCGCAUGAGACGCAAAGAUCUCCGGCAUUAGGAACCCGUGAUCCGUCAAUGCAGGAUGAAAGUGAAGCCUUCAUCUCCGACUAUAGACAUGACCAGACCACUACAGCCACAUUGGAAUCAGACAGGAUGACCAAGGGAGAAACGCCCGAUUCCAGUGGUGCUACCCUUGGGCUAAUCCAUCCAGUUGACCAGCCAUCCAGUCUAUAUAUAGCUAACAGAAACAUGACUUCCUUCACGAUGUCAAAAAUGGAGUCUGAAACCACCCCAAUUUGUUUCCCUCCUAGAAUAUCUCACCAUGACUGUAUGCCAGAGACUAUGUCAGAGGCUGUCGUGGUACAGAAACCAGGCUGGACAACCGAUAGCUCGGGCACUGUACCGCCGUUCCACAGAUCUCCAGAAGGGGGCUCUGUAGAUACCACCGACAACAGCUUCACGCCGAUUGACACCGUAUGCAGUCCCACUUCGCCUCUCCCUUGGUCAACGUUUGGAAUUCAACCGAGCUUGGAUAUGCAACGACAAAGCAUUUGCACUGCCGGAGCAGAAAUCCCCAACGUGAACGAACAGAAUGGCAGGACCGACGGAAGUUUUGAUCAAACGGCGGCGGCGGAUGACAGCCUUUACGGUCUGACACUUCUAGGUAAUGACAUCCACUGCUACACCCAAACGUCGGUUCAAUUAGACUCCUCCUGCAGACCAGAUUACGCCGACAUAGUACCCAACAGGGAGCCAUUGGGUAUGAAUCGAGAGCAGCAGCCUUUUACUCUUGCCACGGAUGCAUUCGCAUAUCACGAGUACCUCUAUCGACUCAACCAACUGACGCACCCAAAGUUCACAAUGGAUGGAGGACAUCUUUGCCAGCAGCUGCUGGGCAAUAGAUCAUUCUCUUGUCAUAGCGAGAAGCGGAAUGCCUUCUUGAUUGAGUGUAAGCGCCGUGGGUUAUCUUACAAGGACAUCAAGAGGCUUGGUGGAUUCAAGGAAGCCGAGUCGACGCUGCGUGGUAGAUUCCGGACACUCACCAAAUCUAAAGAGCAGCGAGUGAGGAAACCACAGUGGCAAGAAAAAGAUGUAAGUAACUCUUGA
This is a messenger RNA of Aspergillus tanneri, 1359 nucleotides long. RefSeq lists its product as uncharacterized. The coding region runs from base 1 to 1359 and encodes 452 amino acids. The record is from RefSeq and is a predicted model, not a curated record. The transcript has a single exon. Lineage: Eukaryota; Fungi; Ascomycota; Eurotiomycetes; Eurotiales; Aspergillaceae.